Polypterus senegalus (gray bichir) is the source of this 3367-nucleotide messenger RNA. RefSeq names its product HAUS augmin-like complex, subunit 7 (gene haus7). Bases 26 to 1051 code for a protein of 341 amino acids. Gene Ontology annotation, cellular component: HAUS complex. The record is from RefSeq and is a predicted model, not a curated record. NCBI's taxonomy places the organism in Eukaryota, Metazoa, Chordata, Cladistia, Polypteriformes, Polypteridae. The transcript is spliced from 10 exons. Gene Ontology annotation, biological process: spindle assembly; centrosome cycle. Gene Ontology annotation, molecular function: microtubule minus-end binding.
UUUUUUAAAUCCGCGCAGAGUGAAGAUGGCGCACAGUUUGAAAGACAAGUUGGUUGCGGAAAAUGUUUAUGUUUCAUUGCAGAGACUUGGUUGCCCAUUGGUGGAGGGUCUUUUCCUGAAAGAGACUGAGAGCAUGCUUGAGCUGCUUUGUACUCCUUCUAAUCACAGACUGGAGAUCCUGAUGUGGAUUUGCAAAAGGACAUCUCCUCCUCUUGAAAAGAAGUUAUUUUUGCUGAAAGAUUCUCCAGUAGACACUCUUAUAAAGGAAAUAACAAACUUUGGACAUGAGAUGAUGCUGUGUAGUCUGGAUGAUAUGGACUUAAUUAAGGGUUGUGCAAGCCCAAAACGUCAGCUAGCUUUUCUGGGACAGCUUGUUAGUAUAUUAGAAAGUGAGAGAUUUGAAGACUUUUCUGUGUCCUUUGGAAAUGAGCAGCUUCUGAAGGAACUCUUCUCAAAUCCGUAUCUACCAUCUCUUUUGAGCCCUGUUUGCAACCCAUGGCCAGCUCACAUAGCAGAAAUAAUUAAGAAAAAGGAUUCUGGAAGCAAAAAAUGGCGCAGUCUUACUCAGAAGUCUAAAGAAUUCAGUCUGGAAGAAGUUUCAUCAACUCUGAAAAAAACUACUGAUGCUUUAGCGAAAAUCCAAAUAGAGUGUACAUAUUUGACAGACGACCCUAAUGGUAUAAUCUCCAGUCAGUUUUUGCCCCAAGCAUUGAAGCUGGCCAUUUGUGAUUUAUCUCAGCUGAUGGCUGCAUUCAGUCAAGUGUUUGCUAGUGAUUUUCGGGAAUACUGCAAUCGGGAACCUCCAGAAAUGAGCAAUAGUGCAGUUGCCUUCCAGUCUGUUUAUCAGCUGCUGGAUGCUUGUACACAGGAUCUGCAAGCCACAGCCCAAGUAAUUGAAGUUUCAGAAGUUGUUUGUUCUGCUGUAGAUGGUCAUCAGCAAAAGAAAGACUUUUGGGAAAAUGACCAAAUGACCUCACUUUUUUCCAAGAUUGAAGAGCUGAAGAAGAAAUAUGAGAGAUUUCUUUCUGUGUAUCAGAGGUGCUCCAAAUGAAUUCAUAAAUUAAUAAAGGAAAGCAUUCCCUUUGGACUUUGAUCAGUUAAAAAUGUAUGGUAUAACUCCUGAAGUCUGCUGUACCACAAGUAUGAAAAAUGAUGUUUGAUUCAGGUAAAGGAAGGGUUUCAAAUAUUUCCUUUUUAGAGUUGUACUCCCUUUACAGUUCCAUGAAAAAAAAAAAAAUUAUUUUUUUGUGAUUUUUUAUUUUGGUAACAAAAUGUGUACACAAGUAAAAUGAAGUCAUGUUAGUUAUGAAGGGAUCAGUGUCGCCCAAGAGCACCUUCAAACCUCCACUUCAAAACCUGUCUGUCUUCCCCUGUACCAUCCAAUCCCGUGAAUAACCCUGUGUCAAAGCAUAGAAGUGCCAAAUGUAAAGACUGUUGUAUAGUUAAAGGAAAUUGAACAGUAGGGAAAUAGGAAGCUAAUCAUACCACGCAAGCAGGCUAUGACGAGAAUAAUAUUAAUGGCACCCUGACAACAAGGGUCCAAAUGACUUAGCUGAGGCAGAUCAACUCUUGAUAGACUUAACUAAAGCAUGACUGAUUGAUUUAACUUGAAGAUCAUUCAAGGUUAAAUUAAAUUCAAUGUUAAAAGAGAAAUGCUGUGGGGCUUUACAUCGAGGAACAAUGAGUAAUAUGACAGCUACAGGGUCCAGACUGAACUAUUUGCUUAAGUAAGAAUUGGGAGUAGAGGUCAAAUAAGAGAAGGGUCUGGGGCAAAACAGUCGGAAGAAGAAAUAAAGCAAGAAAGUGACAUACUUGUACCCAAAGAGAAGGUGGUUUGGAAGGUGUGGAGGUAGCACUGCCAGAAAAUGUGUAAAAUGGUGCUUGACAAAAUGGAGCAGAGUAAAUGUUAAUUUAAAAACAUUUGGAUGGGUGGGGUAAAGUCAAUGAAGUAGUUUAGGUUGUGUGAAUUGAUAAUUGGGAUUCCUGGAACAAAAUAAAUAUCCCUGAGUAUAUACUAGGAGAGAGGGGAAGCCACUGGAGAGAGAACAUUUGGACCAGAGUGAAAUUAGUGGGAGAUGUUUGUAGGAUGAUUUGCAGAAUACAGAGUGAAGAUGGGUUACUUCUUGAGCGAAAAGGAAUGCGAGAUAAGAGGGUCAGAUAGAGAGGUGUCACAUGUCCUGAGUGCUGACUGAGGGGGAAAGUAGAAGAAGAAAGACUAACUGCUAUGGUUAAAGCAAGUCUGGGAAGAUUUGAAUGUCAAAAGGCCCAUGCUAUCUAACAUGUAACCAAGCUGGCCAACUCCCAAGUUCUGACAAGUGGAAAAAAAAUUAGCAGGCUGCAACCAGUCAAUAAAGCAAGGUUGUGAAAGAAAGCGUUCAAGUAUGCCAUCUCAAGGAAAGAAACAGAAGUUUCUCAACACAAUGACAUGAAUCAACAAUAUAGAAUAACACAGGCAUGCUGUUUUAGAGAUCAAGGAAGAUUUUGAUUGUAGACAGACUGGUAACACUCCUUGAAAAGAUAAUGUGGGGGGACGAAUUAGAUUCUGUAUGCAGUCAUAUAGUUAGGAUGUAAGACUGGACAAAAGCAGGACCUGAUUGAUCGCAGUGAGAAUGUCCAGUGGUGGAAUUCUUAAUUAGAAUUAGAUGCUUUAUUUUUGCUGAUUAGGAAUUAAAGUGGGAUGUUUAAGGUAAGGUCUCUUACCAUUCUAUUAAAAAAUUAGAAAGGAGUAACCUGACUUUGCACCAAUAUUUCGUAGGUGGAAGUAGGGGUAGCAUAGAGCUAACAACAUUAGAAAAAAGGAAUAUAUUUAAUAAUUGCCAGUCAAAAUUUAAGAGAGAAGGAGCAUAGACCAACUAUUGAUAGAAGCGUUAGCAUCAUUGAGUAUAUGAUGGUAGUUGUGGAAAGCCAUGCCUGUGAGUGAGGAAGAGGUAAUUUUUUUUUGUUGUUGUUGCAUUGUCCAUUCUAAAAGGUGUUAUGCAAAAUUGAAUUUUUGCUACAGUAUUGGGUGCUUUAUAUUAAAGCUUAAAUGGUUUAGUAUUUAUAAGCAAGUGUCUCAACAGCCGAAUCGGGUUGAUCAGUAUAUAUCUAGAAGUAAAAAUAAAUUUGCAAAUCUGUUGUGUUUAUGUUGUUGCUCACAUGUAUUAAGAUAUUUUAAAAUUGAUUACAGCUCAGAUGUUUGAAAGUUUUGUUGAAUUUACUAAUAGUGUGUGAAACAUUCCAAUCCAUUUAAAGCUGUUGCAUUAGUUUAAAUGGCAUAAUAGCAGUAUAUAAUUCAUUGUAAUUACUUUUAAAGUAAAAUACAUUUUGCUUUUUUCAGAUUGCUUAGAUAUGCCUCUGUUUAAGCUUACAAUAAAUACUAUUUAAUGAA